AUGACGCAGCAGAGCACGCAGUCGUCGCGCGCGCCCCGGGCACGGUCCCCGCAUUUCCCUCCACAUAACGCGCCCCGCGUAUGGUUCUUGACAAUAGGCUCGUCGCCCAUCGCAAUCGCAUUGGCGCGCCAAGUCCUCGAUCACGGUGACUAUGUAGUAGCUGGCGUUGUUCCUCAAGAGUUCGAAAAGAGAGAGGGCCAAAGUGAGGACUUUCGAGCGUUUCUCGAGGAUGUGAAGCACACUGAACGAUGGAGGGAAAGAUUGAGAGUUGUCGGACUAGAUGGGAGGGUUGUUGGCCAGUGUCAGGCGGCGAUCGCAGAAGCUGUCGAAGCAUUCGGACGUGUCGAUGUGCUACUUGGCAACACUAGCGAAGCUGUCAUUGGCGCCGUAGAGGAACUGGCCCAAAGUAGCCGGACGAUCACUCUUGUGCAGGACACAUUCGAAACUAAUUUCUUCUCAAAUGUGAACAUCAUCAAAGCGGUCCUGCCAACGAUGCGCGAAAGGAAAAACGGCCAUAUUAUCAUGUUGACAGGUGUCACUGGCCAUCUCGGGACCCCAGGUUUGGCCAUGUAUUGCUCAUCACAGUGGGCCAUCGAAGGAUACUGCGACAGUCUGGCGUAUGAAAUUGCUCCAUUCAACAUCAAAAUGUCUAUUGUUCAAGCAAACAUGGAAGUCAAUGUCCUCACCAACAAGAUGACUUCCGUCCCCCCGAUGCGCGAGUAUCUCCAAGCCGAAAACCCCGCACCUAUUGCUCGCGACAUUUUCUCCAACCUUCUCGAUAAGCUUGAUCGCGUUAAUAAUCCGUUGCCCUACCCGGAGGAAAAGUCUCCCACGGACAGCAUCUCGACGACAAGUCCAGAUGCUACCACGGUUCAUGAGCCGACCAUGGGUGAUUUACUCAGCUCUGACACAAUCACAUCGUUGUAUGCACCUCUGCCGCCGGUUGUAAAGGCUUCCUUGAUAGCAGAAACUGUGCACGCGCUGACGGCUAUCGGUGGUCAUGACAAUCCACCAGCGAGACAUAUAGUUGGUUUGGAGGGAGUGACCGCUGUGAAAGAGAAGCUGAAGACGACAAGUGAAGAACUCGAGGACUUCAUCGAAGUGAGUAAUGCGGUAGAUAUCGCUCGUCAGUACGAUCCAUCAUCCAUGGCCUCAUUGGAUGCCGGAAUAUCUUAA
This is a messenger RNA of Paraphaeosphaeria sporulosa, 1176 nucleotides long. Its product is annotated as short chain dehydrogenase/reductase family protein-like protein. The record is from RefSeq and is a predicted model, not a curated record. The transcript is spliced from 4 exons. Lineage: Eukaryota; Fungi; Ascomycota; Dothideomycetes; Pleosporales; Didymosphaeriaceae. The coding region runs from base 1 to 1176 and encodes 391 amino acids.